AAGCCAAGCCAAUUGAUCAGCGUGCGCGUUUGGCUUCGCUGUACCUGCUGUACUGAGCGGCUGAGCAAAUGUCAGGAUGACAGUAACGCAAGAAGUGCAUUUCGCCCAUCAUCUAGCGGCAAAUGAAAAGGUAACGAGGGACAGAGCCCUGAGAAAGCUCACAAGAUGGAUACGAGCAAAGUCUGCCCGAGAAGACACAGAAUUCACGGAAGAAGCCCUGAUGAAGCUAUGGAAAGGACUGUUCUUCUGUAUGUGGAUGUCAGACAAACCGUUCGUUCAACAAGAUCUGGCGAACAACAUUGCCGGUCUGAUCCACUGCUUCGCUCAACGCAGCCAGGCCCUCCUGUUCAUUGACACAUUUUUCAAGACAAUGGCCCAUGAGUGGUUUGCCAUUGACAGGUUUCGACUCGAAAAGUUCAUGAUGUUGGUGCGACGCUUCUUUCGCCAAGGCCUGGUGUUGGCGUAUGCGGGAGAGUGGAACGAUGAGAACAUUGUGGAGUUCUGCGAUGUCCUCAAGGCUACAGCCCUCCAUCCGAGCCGCAGAGACGUGCCGUUGGGGCUGAAGAUGCACGUCGUGGACAUUUUCCUGCAGGAACUGUCCAGGGUGCACGGCGGAAAGUUGACUUCGGAGCAGGCGGAACUGUUCCUGCAGCCCUUCUUCGACAUCCUUACAGACUCGCCGGCUGGCACCCUGGUGGAAUUUGUGAGGAACAACGUGUUCUUCCUGAUGAUCGACCUGGACCGGGAGGCUGCCGAGCUGGAGCAGGAGGGGGAGGUCCCCAACUUGGACGAAGAGGGAGAGGAGAAGGACAGCGACGAGGAGGAGGACACCUACGACGAGCACGGCCGAGUCAUGGAGAAGGGCGAGUCGUCGCAGGACCUGCCCGCCAUUCCCUUUGACUACGAGAGGAUAGCAAACAAGCUGUUCGAGUGCACCAAACGGCAUGCUCUCAAGCCGGCUAACCGUCUGGUCAUCACGCGGCUUGUCAAGAAGUAUCGGAGCAUCCUCCAAGAGGGGCUCCUCAAGCCGCCCGCUCCGGAUGACGACCAGGGCGACAUCAUCACGGAGAAGGAGGUAGACGACGCUGCGAUAAGGCUGGAACAGGAGCGGCUGGAGGAGCUGGAGAGGGAGAGGCAGGAGCUGCAGAAGCUGAAGGAAGGCCGUUCGCAAGCAGCAGAUGCCCAGUUUGGGUUCGACUCGACCAGCGGAGCGUACGAGUACCAACGAGCAGGUUCUGACGACGACGUCGAAUCUGGCAGCGAGUCCGACGCGGACAACGACACGACGGAGGACAACGAGGAAGCACCAAAAUCGUCCUCCCUUGAGGCAAAGAAGCGAAAGAAACGUGGGGCUCGUGCUGUUCCACUUGACGAAGAGAACUGCGGCGUCAGUUCCGACGAGGAACCCUUGGAAGCCAAGAAGGCUUCACCCAAGAAGCGAGUACGAAGGAGGUUGCGGAAGUUCGCUGUACCGGAGGCUUCGAGUUUAGACGAGACUGGCCAGGAGGGGAAGGAAUGCUCGCGCGAAGACGAAGCCGAAAGGGAGAUCGGCGCUCUCUUGGAGAACAGAGUGUCAAAAAGUAAGAGGAAACGGGGCGGGAGCAUGGAACGAGUGGGUGACGAUUUGGGCAGCGACAAACCGGAAAGCUUGAAAAAGGCGAGAAAGCGUAGGAGGAAAAUCCGCGCAGAACCGGCUACUUCUGACAGUGGUCAAGGGGUCGAGGCAACUGGCUUGUCGGAGCACGACAUCGGCGAAGGAAUUUCGAAAAAAGUUGCAAAGAAGUCCGGGGUAAAUGGCAUGGGUUCGGGUUUUCCUGGGAAGAAGCAGAAACUUUACGUUGGCAAGAAGGUGGAGAGACUUGUUCUAGGCAAGGCACCUCGAAAGAAGUCCAUCCUGAAGAACAAGGGAGGCUUUGCAAUUGUUUGCAACUUGAAGGCGACAAAAAAGAAUGGUUCUGCCUUGCCAGCCAAAGUUGAAAGCAAGGAUGCUGGUGUAUCUCUGGGACCAAAGAAAAGUAGGAAGGUGAGAAAGCAGGAGGCACUAAAGAGAAAGCAGGAGCAGGUGCCUAACGGAACUCCUGACACUUUCGAGCCGAAGACAGAAUCUCCCAAGGUGGUUGGUUUGACGGGAACCGAGACGGCUGAAAGAAAGCGGGUUCCCUUGAUCACGCUCACGAAAAGAUUGGAUGCUAAAGGACCAAUAUUUUCAAUCAAACCCGAGAGUGGGUCACCUGCGGCUACACAAAGCACUGAGGCGGAAGGGGGGCAGUUCCAAGUGAGCACCCCAACUGCUGCCGUCUUUCGCAAAUGCCUCAGCAAAGUGCAAUCGGAGAAGCCAUAUAGAAUGAAACGGAUGGCACCAACAGAAAAGUUUUCGUUGUCUUUUCAAGGAGAGAAGAAAGUCAACUUUGCCCUUUCAAGGAACAAGUCACAAGAUCCAAGAGAGUACUUUGAAACCCUGAAGAACAGUCCUGAGAUUCCGUUUGACGCCUCCAGAAAACCUGUCCAAGGCGUACUAAAGACCAAUAUGUCCCAGACACCAGCAGGAGUCAAGAGUCAAAAGCGCUCAAGAGCAUCGGAUUUCUUUUAAAGUGCCCCCGCAUUAUGUUUCUCACAAUUUUAAAUUUCCAUGACUGACACAGAUGAGUAUGUGAAGCUGCAGGAAGUAAUAGAGGAAUUAAGAAAAUUUUGAGUUCAUUGAUAUAUAUGUGUGAAACUGAUUCAAAAUAACAAGCACCUUUCCCCUUUG
Messenger RNA from Ixodes scapularis (black-legged tick), 2749 nucleotides. Its product is annotated as ribosomal RNA processing protein 1 homolog A. NCBI's taxonomy places the organism in Eukaryota, Metazoa, Arthropoda, Arachnida, Ixodida, Ixodidae. The record is from RefSeq and is a predicted model, not a curated record. Bases 77 to 2590 code for a protein of 837 amino acids. The transcript has 10 exons. Gene Ontology annotation, biological process: rRNA processing. Gene Ontology annotation, cellular component: nucleus; preribosome, large subunit precursor; preribosome, small subunit precursor.